Molecule: messenger RNA, 1657 nt
Organism: Zymoseptoria tritici IPO323
Lineage: Eukaryota; Fungi; Ascomycota; Dothideomycetes; Mycosphaerellales; Mycosphaerellaceae
Exons: 1
Coding region: 65-1657 (530 amino acids)
Biological process (GO): lipid metabolic process
Source: RefSeq, a predicted model, not a curated record
UUGAUACAUUUCGCUGCGAUUCGCCUCGCCUUACGGAUACCCCAGUGAAUUUAUCUGACUCGCAAUGCUUCCUCCUGGAUUGGAGACACCGCGGCAGGUAAAGCAGUACUACUAUGAUCUAUACGACGAGUUGAUCGAUUCGGGACAAUUUCGACCCUUUGUCUAUCCCUGGGUUGCCUUGGGCGCCAUAACAAUCUUGGUCUACCUCCUCAUCGAUCAUCGGAAAUCGCCAACUCUGCAAGCCUUGCGAUUUCCUCUCUAUGGCUUCCUUUGUGCAUUCUCUGGUUGGUGUAUUGCCACCAACAGAGGAAGGCAUCCUGCUGCGGCAUAUGGCGUUGGUCUCAUCAACGCGUGGGGCACUUUGUGGUGUGGUACGAUAAUGUUCUUCAACGACUGCCAGGUCGACUUCCAACGGAUUGAGCAUGCAGACAAUGUGAUACCGGAUAGCUCUCGCACGAAUGGAGGUAUUAUGCGGUCUAAUGAGACGAUGACCGGGCAGUCAGGAUCCACUGAAGUUCGCACCAGGCCUGGACCGUCGCAGAAGCGCGGUAGUCUGUACUGGCAGUCAUAUCCAUCCGGACCCGUUCUGGAACGCCUGGACUGGAUCUCCGACCUGUUCUGCUCGUUCAGAGGUGUGGGCUGGAAUAUCAAAUCUGCUGGCAUUCCAUCCAUACCUACUUGGGCCAAAGCAGAACUUGACGGUCAUGAAAGCGAAACCAACGAUCGAAAGGUCGUUGACAUUUGCUCUGCUGGCACUCGACGGUUCUCGGACAGAAACGCACUGCUACGAUACGUUUUCAUCAGAUUGGUCAUCGGCUUCUUUGCUCUGGACGCCACCAAGACUCUCAUGCACCAUGAUCCGUACUUCUGGGGAUACAUGGACGCACCACCACCGGCGUUUCUUCCUGAUAUGAUCAGGUCUUCCGCCGUACUCGUCAAAUGCUAUCGACUGCUGUUAUCCUUGGCAGGAAUUCAUACUCCGCUUUUGGAGAUCUUCAGACUCGGCCCGCUAUUCUUCUGUGGUGUUCUUGGUCCUCCCAUCCUCGGUGCGCGCGGUGAGGCGUGGAUGAACCCUCCCGACUUCUUCGGCAACCUUUCCACGAUCUUCAACAAAGGCCUCGCAGGGUUCUGGGGCGAGUACUGGCACCAGACCUUCCGAUACUCGUUCGAAGCGCCCGCGAAACGAGUAUUGGAAUAUCUGAAAGUUGAGAAAAGGUCCUCUCGUGGAAGGCUUCUUUCAAUAUUGCUUGCUUUCUCCCUUUCAGGCUGUCUUCACGCUUGUGGAAGCCAUACUCAACUUGGAGAUACGCGACCCAUUGCCGGACCAUUCCGCUUCUUCCUCUUGCAAGGGAUUGGCAUCAUUUUACAGACGGCAAUCUCAGAUCGAUUGCGGAAAGUGGCGAUCUUCGAGAACGCUCCAAAAGUGAUACAACAGUCUGCGAACUUUGCAUUCACGGUCAUUUGGCUCUACCAUACCGCACCGCUUUUGACCGAUGAUUUUGCCAAAGGAGGAGUCUGGCUAUACGAGCCCGUUGCGUUCAGCCCACUGCGAUUGAUCGGUCUUGGAGCGAAGGACGACAGGAGUUGGGACUUGUGGUUUGACAUGAUCUGGUGGCGAAGUGGCAAGCAUUUCUGGGACACUGGCAUUGCAUUCUAG